Nylanderia fulva is the source of this 4002-nucleotide messenger RNA. The record is from RefSeq and is a predicted model, not a curated record. NCBI's taxonomy places the organism in Eukaryota, Metazoa, Arthropoda, Insecta, Hymenoptera, Formicidae.
AUGGAAAGUCAAUUUAAACACCCAUUGGUUAAACCAUCCACCGAAACUUCAGGCAAGACCACUCCCUCGCAAGUAUUGCAUGCCGCUGUACAUGCUAAUCAGGCGUCUAUGUGCACUCUUCUCGCCACCGCUCAAAUGUUAAUUGCCAACGAAAAUGGACGUAUCAUGAAGAUCAAAGCCCUUAUAGAUCAGGGAUCGGAGAUCAACAUCAUUUCGGAAAAAAUUGUCCAAGCUCUCAAGCUUCCUCGCUCCAAAUCAAGUAUUUCCCUGAUAGGUGUCGGGGAACAUUCUACUAACAAGACUCGUGGCAUCACUUUUUUCAAGAUUAUUUCUCUCCAUGAUUCAUCAGAAGAAUUCCACAUAUCAGCGCAUAUUCUCCCUAGCUUAACGAGUUCGAUCCCGUCAAGUAAAGUCUCCGGAGAAUCCUGGUCACAUCUGGAUGGAUUGCCUUUAGCCGAUUUUCAAUAUGGAAUUCCCAGUUCGAUUGAUCUAAUCAUCGGUUCCAAUUGUUACCCUCAGAUCAUUAAGGACGGUUUAAUCAAAGGUCCGCCGAAUACGCCUAUUGCACAAUUAACCUCGUUUGGUUGGAUCCUCUCCGGCCCCGCUUCAUCGGAAUCGACGAAUCGUUCUAUGCGAAGUUACCAUAUUUCAAUGGAUUCCCGCUUAUAUGACCUUCUCCAUCGUUUUUGGCAACUUGAAGAAAUUGGUGCACGCCAAGAAUCCUUCAUCUCCCCGGAAGAUCAACAAUGUGAGCAACACUUUAAAGAUACCCACUCUCGGAACGAUCAAGGACGGUAUGUGGUGCGUCUGCCCUUCAAGAAGCCUCCUCAACGUUUAGGAAACUCUUAUAAUCGAGCUUCAAGAAUGAUGGAUUCUCUGCGAAAUCGGUUUCAAGUGAACGCAAAAUAUGCGGAAGCCUAUUUCAAAUUUAUGAGGGAAUAUGAAGACCUCCAGCAUAUGAAAUUAAUAACCGAUGUAAAUGAAGAACUUUUACCUCCCAAUUUUUAUCUUCCUCAUCAUGGAGUGUGGAGGGAGAGUAGUACAACUACGAAACUACGAGUCGUGUUCAAUGGAUCAAGUCGUACAACAUCCGGAAUUUCUCUAAAUGAGAUAUUGCAUACAGGCCCAAAGCUUCAAGUGGAUUUAUUCAACGUUCUUAUUUGGUUUCGGCAAUUCCAAUACGUCUUUUCUGCUGAUAUAGAAAAGAUGUAUAGGCAAAUCCAAGUACACCCCGACGAUUGGAGAUUUCAACGCAUCCGAUGGUCGAAUUCAGACAAGGAUGUCAACUCUUUUGAGCUCACCACUGUUACUUAUGGAUUGGCUUGCGCGCCUUAUUUAGCGCUUCGUACCAUUACUCAGCUUAUUGAAGAUGAGGGAACCAAUUUUCCAUCAGCAGUUCCUUGCCUAAAACACGGACGAUAUAUCGACGACAUUUUCGGAGGAGCAGAAUCAAUUGGUGAGGUCCAUGAAAUCAUCAAUCAACUUAACCAGUUGUGCAAGGCGGGCGGCUUCCCGCUACAAAAGUGGUCUAGUAAUCACGCUCAUGUACUCCAUCAUCUACCACCAGAACGGUUGAGAAAUCCGGAUCCAAUACCUUUUGAUUUGGACUCCUGUGUAGCAGUACUUGGUCUACAGUGGAAGCCUACUGCCGACUACUUUCAAUUUAGUCUAGAUCGACCUUCUACGGCCACUAUCACCAAACGAACGAUAUUAUCCACGAUUGCUAAGCUCUUCGAUCCGCUUGGACUACUCUCACCUGUAAUCAUCAAAGCCAAAAUACUUAUUCAAGAAUUGUGGAUCAACAAACUCGAUUGGGAUGCGUUGUUACCAAGCACUUUGGCAAAUCAGUGGAUAACUUUCGUUGAGGAAUUAGAAGACCUCAAAUUCAUCAAUAUUCCUCGUUGGCUUGGCAUCAAAUCGGAUAAUCAAGUUCAAUUACACGGAUUUUGCGAUGCAUCUAAUCAAGCUUUCGCAGCAGUAAUCUACCUCCGAACCGUGAACCUUGAAGACCAGAUUAACGUUUGCCUAAUUGCCACUAAAACGAAGGUAGCGCCUUUGAAGCGUCUUACCAUUCCCAGAUUAGAACUAUCAGGAGCAGUACUUCUCACCAAACUAACCACGCACGUCCGUGAUGUUCUCAACUUGAAGGACGUUCCUAUUUACUUGUGGACGGACUCAUCCAUCACUCUAACCUGGAUUCAGAACCAUCCAUCCCGAUGGAAAGAUUUUAUUCAAAAUCGUGUAGUUCAAAUACAAGAAACACUACCUCAAGCUAAGUGGAAAUUCGUUCCCGGCAAGGAGAACCCAGCUGAUUUCGCCACCAGAGGUUUGUCGCCAUCAAAACUCGCGUCCCAAACCAUCUGGUGGAAAGGACCAUGUUGGCUUUCACAAUCGAUUGAUUGUUGGCCAGAUUGCUUCCCUUCAACUGCUACCUCGGAUAAUCUUGAAGAAAGACCCACCAAAGUUUAUUCACUCAUAACCAUUGAACCGCAACCCCCAUGGGAUUUGUUAACAAGAUAUUCCAAUCUCAAUAAGCUCUUACGCAUUACGGCUGUGUGUCAGAGAGCAGUUGAACGAUUUAAACGGAUCAAAAUUAGUCCAAGAGAACUCCUCAGCACGACUGAAUUAGAGUCCGCUAAACUCUAUUGGAUCAACAGCAUUCAACGGCAACACUUCGCUCAUGAAAUCAAGCUUUUAUCACGAGGAGAGUUCCUUCCUAAGUCGAACCCACUCACCAAAUUGACUUCAUACAUUGACGCAUCCGGGCUCUUAAGAACGGGUGGUCGGCUUCAGAAUUCAACGUUACCUCCAGAAAGGAAACAUCUUCUAAUCCUCCCAAAGCAAUCGCCAUUAACGGAGCUCAUUAUCCAAGAUGCUCAUCUGAGAACUUGCCACGGAGGUACACAAGUAACGUUAACCCUCCUGCGAGAUUCUUACUGGAUCAUUGGAGGUCGGUUGCCGAUAAAAAAUUUUAUCCUGCGUUGCGUCAUUUGCACAAGAUACAGACAAAAGAGAGCGCAACAGCUCAUGGGACAGCUUCCGCCUGAACGAGUAACACCGACUUCACGCCCAUUCAUCAACACCGGAAUUGACUACGCUGGCCCCCUUCUCAUCAAGACCUGGAGAGGAAAAAAUGCGCGGCAGUACAAAGCUUACAUUGCCGUAUUCGUUUGUUUUGCCACAUCAGCAACACACCUCGAACUUGUUUCAGAUUAUUCCGCUGACGCCUUUAUAGCAGCAUAUAAAAGGUUUACUGCUCGACGAGGAAUCUGCGUUAACUUGUUCAGUGAUUGCGGUACUAAUUUGAUAGGAGCUGACACGGAGCUAAAGAAAUUACUCUCUGAAGCAUCUCAAGAACAUAAACAAUUGGCCUCCCUACUCACCCAAGACGGAACACAAUGGAAUUUCAACCCGCCUAGUGCUCCUCACUUUGGCGGCAAGUGGGAAGCAGCCGUGAAAUCGGUUAAGUUCCACUUAAAGAGAGUCCUUGGUAAUCACUUGCUUACCUUCGAGGAAAUGACAACACUUUUAACUCAGAUCGAAGCGGUUCUGAACUCAAGACCUUUGUCUCCUCUUUCUGACGAUCCAGAAGACUUAGCCGCAUUAACACCUGGACAUUUCAUCCUAGGACACGCACCUACAGUUCUACCAGAGCCUUCGCUUGAACACAUUAAUUUGUCACGCCUAUCCAGAUGGCAAUUGUUACGACAAAUGCUGGAAAGUUUCUGGUCCCGAUGGUCUAAAGAAUGUCUUCAACGGUUUCACGACACCUCUAAAUGGAGUCAUCCGACACCCUCUUUGAAGAACGGAGAUAUGGUACUAGUAGUCGACGAAAGGUAUCCACCUUCCAAAUGGCCUCUAGGUCGGAUCGUUGACACACAUCCCGGAAAAGACGGCCUUACUCGAGUAGUCACGGUAAAGACUCAAACUACCAUGUUGAAACGACCCGUCGUCAAACUCUGCCCAUUGCCCAUACACCAAGAUCCUUUGUUGGUUCGUUAA